AUGAUUGGCUCAGGCAUCUUCAUCUCCCCUAAAUCUGUGCUACUGUACUCCGGGGCAGUGGGGCCCUGUCUCUUGAUCUGGGUCGCUUGUGGGGUCCUGUCCACUCUUGGAGCACUGUGCUAUGCUGAACUUGGCACCAUGAUAACAAAGUCUGGGGCAGAGCAUUCUUACCUGCUGGAAAGUUUUGGUUCUAUUGUUGCAUAUCUGUACUCCUGGACCACAGUUAUGGUUCUGAAGCCCUCCUCUUUUGCAAUCAUUGCUCUGAGUUUUGCAGAAUAUGCCUCCGCUCCCUUCUACCCCGGGUGCACUCCUCCAGUGGUCGUUACCAAAUGCCUCGCCACGGCUGCAACGUUUUCAAUUGUCACAGUCAACUGUUUAAGUGUCAAAUUAGCAAGUUAUGUGCAAAAUAUCUUCACUGCAGCCAAACUAGUGAUCAUUGCCGUCAUUGCUGUGGCUGGCAUCGUGAUGCUCUGUCAAGGAAGAACAGAACAUUUUUCCAAUGCAUUUGAAACCUCGUCAGUAUCUUUAGGUUCCAUUGGUCUUGCAUUUUACAACGGUCUCUGGGCAUAUGAUGGAUGGAACCAAUUGAACUUCAUUACAGAAGAGUUACAAGAUCCUCAUAGGAAUCUCCCCCUGGCAAUUAUAAUCGGUAUUCCUCUGGUGACGGUGUGUUAUGUGUUGAUCAAUGUGGCUUAUUUUACUGUCAUGGCGCCCAGUGAGCUGCUGCUUUCUCCAGCUGUUGCGGUGACCUUUGGAGACCGAGUUCUUUACCCCAUGUCAUGGAUUGUUCCACUUUUUGUUGUCUUUUCCACAUUUGGAUCGGCCAAUGGAAGUUGCUUCACUGCUGGCAGACUAGCAUUUGCAACUGGUAGAGAAGGCCACAUGGUAAAAAUAUUAUCCUAUAUCAACCUCAAACGCUUUACACCAGCACCUGCACUGAUUUUUAAUGGUCUUUUGUCUCUACUUUACAUCAUCCCUUCAGACAUUAACACCCUGAUUAACUACUUCAGUUUUGCUCAGUGGUUCUUCUAUGGCCUGACAGCCUUAUCCCUCAUUGUGAUGCGCUUCACAAGAAAGGAACUCCACAGGCCAGUCAAGGUGCCGGUUGUUUUGGCAGUGCUCAUGACACUGGUGUCCUUCUACCUGGUGCUGGCUCCGAUCAUUGAUAAACCAGAAAUAGAGUAUGUCUAUUGCACUGCUUUCAUUUUAUUUGGACUCAUCCUCUAUUUUAUCUUUGUCCAUAAGCAAGUCACUUGGGCCCAUAACAUGAUGAGACCCAUCACCAUGCAUCUGCAGCUGCUCUUGGAAGUCGUCCCACCUGAGAAAUUUGAAUAA
Messenger RNA from Knipowitschia caucasica, 1335 nucleotides. NCBI's taxonomy places the organism in Eukaryota, Metazoa, Chordata, Actinopteri, Gobiiformes, Gobiidae. The record is from the annotation of a GenBank genome assembly.